CCUUCUUAAUUCUUUCUCUCACCGCAAACUCCUAUUUCUCUCUCAACAUAUAUAUACAGAAGAUCAGUAUAUCUAUCUAUAUAUAUAUAUAUAUUCUAUGGACAAUAUGGCUGUAAAACAGAUAUCUUAUGGGGCAGAAACAGGGUACACUGACUUAGAAAAGAGGCAGCUUUUUUUGAGAAGCUAUCAAUUUAGCAGGAAGCAGAGUGUUACUGAGAAGAUGAAGAAUUCAUUCUUUAGAGUGAAAAGGGUGAUAUGGGUAAAGCUCAAAUCAGCAAGAAAAAUCAGAAAAUUGGUUUGGUUGAGGCUCAAAUAUGGCAUCUUUGGUUAUAGAAGAAGAAGGGUUUUUCGCCGACUUCACAAUUCCAGUAAUAAUUGUUAUACUACUGCGUGUUCAUCUUCUUGUUUCUGGUAGGGUGGACUUUUUUUAAUAUUUAUUUUUAGUAUUCUUUUGGUUUAUUUGGGAUUUAUGUAGUAGUAAAUUGGGUGUGUUUCGACUUUAAUACUGAAGGAGAAAAAAUAAAUGGCAAGUUCUCUGCUGACUUUAUUUUUCUCCAGUUACUUUCUACGUAUGUAAACAUAUAUUUCAUUAGUCUAGUCAAAGUGAUGGUAUCUCAGCUCUAUUUUUUUCUGUUUUUUUCCUGUUCUAGACAACUUUUUUGGAUACUGAUUCUAGUAAUAAAUUCAGAGUUUUAUUCA
Messenger RNA from Nicotiana attenuata, 699 nucleotides. RefSeq lists its product as uncharacterized. The transcript has a single exon. Bases 98 to 415 code for a protein of 105 amino acids. Lineage: Eukaryota; Viridiplantae; Streptophyta; Magnoliopsida; Solanales; Solanaceae. The record is from RefSeq and is a predicted model, not a curated record.